Dovyalis caffra is the source of this 3498-nucleotide messenger RNA. Lineage: Eukaryota; Viridiplantae; Streptophyta; Magnoliopsida; Malpighiales; Salicaceae. The record is from the annotation of a GenBank genome assembly.
AUGUAUGAUAUUUGUGGAGAACGCAGUGAUGGAAAAGUUCUUAAUUGCCCAUUCCCUACCCCUUCUGUCAAGCCUGAUGACCAUUUCUCUGCUAAAAUUCAAAGCUUGUGUCCGACAAUUAGUGGAAAUGUUUGUUGUACUGAGACACAAUUUGAUACUUUGCGAGCUCAGGUUCAACAAGCAAUUCCUUUGCUUGUGGGCUGUCCAGCAUGCUUGAGGAAUUUCUUAAAUCUUUUCUGUGAGCUAUCUUGUUCACCCAAUCAAAGUCUUUUCAUCAAUGUCACUUCUAUUUCUGAGGUUAAUGGCAAUCUCACUGUGGAUGGUAUUGAAUAUUAUGUCACCGAUGAUUUUGGGGAAAGGCUUUAUGACUCCUGCAAGGAUGUGAAGUUUGGAACUAUGAAUACACGAGCAAUAGACUUUGUUGGUGGUGGUGCCAAUAAUUUUAAAGAAUGGUUUGCAUUUAUUGGUCAGAAGGCACCCCCGGGCUUUCCUGGUUCACCUUAUGCCAUUGAUUUUAAGUCAACUACUCCCGAUUCAUCAAAAAUGGUCCCUAUGAAUGUCUCUGCUUAUUCAUGUGGAGACACUUCACUGGGCUGCUCUUGUGGUGAUUGCCCUUUAGCUCCAGGAUGCUCUAGUUCAGAGCCACCUUCUCCACCCAAGAAGGAAUCCUGUCUGAUUAGAAUUGGGCCUCUUAAGGUUAAAUGUCUUGAUUUCUCUGUAGCAAUCUUGUACAUCAUAUUGGUUUCUGCAUUUCUGGGAUGGGCUUCUUUUAAUCGGACAAGAGAAAGAAGAGCUGCAGCUAGCACAGAACCAUUGUUGAGGUCGAUGGAUGAGGUUGAAACUGGUUCUACUGAAAUCCAGAAGGAUGGAAAGGUGGAGACCCGGCCUGAGAAGUUGUGGGUAGGUCCUGGGAGUAAGGCAGCAGAAGAGAAACAUUUUUUUGACAGCCACCUUGCCCCCUUCUACAGAAUUGAACAGCUUAUAUUAGCAACCUCGCCAGAUCCAAAGAACGACAAGAGACACAGUAUUGUCACAGAUGAUAAUAUCCAGUUACUAUUUGAAAUACAGAAGAAGGUUGAUGGAAUUCGUGCAAAUUAUUCUGGCUCAACUGUAUCUCUAACAGACAUUUGCUUGAAGCCUCUUGGUGAUGAUUGUGCCACUCAAAGCGUGCUACAGUAUUUUAAAAUGGACCCUGAAAAUUAUGAUGACUAUGGAGGAGUGGAUCAUGCUGAGUAUUGUUUUCAGCAUUAUACUACUGCAGACACUUGUAUGAGUGCAUUCAAAGCCCCACUAGACCCCAGCACUGCCUUAGGAGGAUUUUCUGGGAACAACUAUUCUGAGGCAUCUGCAUUUGUUGUUACCUACCCAGUUAAUAAUGCGAUUGAUGAAGCAGGCAAUGGAAAGGCAGUGGCAUGGGAAAAAGCUUUCAUUCGGUUGGUGGAGGACGAGCUGCUGUCCAUGGUGCAGUCUAGCAAUCUUACACUUUCGUACUCGAGCGAAAGCUCAAUUGAGGAAGAAUUGAAAAGAGAAAGCACUGCAGAUAUUAUAACUAUAGCAGUGAGCUAUGUUGUAAUGUUUGCUUACGUUUCUGUGACGUUGGGGGAUGCACCGCACUUGUCUACAUUCUUUAUUUCAUCCAAGGUAUUGCUUGGUCUUUCAGGAGUUGUUCUUGUCAUGCUUUCUGUCCUUGGAUCUGUUGGAUUUUUCAGUGCAGUUGGAGUCAAAUCUACAUUAAUAAUAAUGGAAGUCAUUCCUUUCCUGGUUUUGGCGGUUGGAGUGGAUAACAUGUGUAUAUUGGUGCAUGCUGUGAAGCGGCAAUCAAUUGAAUUACCUAUAGAGGAUCGAAUAAGUAAUGCACUGCUUGAAGUUGGCCCAUCAAUCACACUUGCUAGUUUGUCUGAGAUUCUGGCAUUUGCCGUUGGAAGUUUUAUUCCUAUGCCAGCAUGCCGGGUUUUCUCCAUGUUUGCAGCUUUGGCUGUUCUAUUGGACUUUCUUCUUCAAGUCACAGCUUUUGUUGCACUGAUUGUAUUUGACUGUCGGAGAGCUGAGGAUAACAGGAUUGACUGUUUUCCGUGCAUUAAAGUUCCUUCAUCACCUGGAGCAUCUAAUGAAGGCAUCUAUCAGAGAAGACCCGGACUUCUGGCCCGAUAUAUGAAGGAAGUUCAUGCACCCAUUCUUGGACUUUGGCCAGUAAAAAUAGUUGUCAUUGCUAUCUUUGUUGCAUUUGCGUUGGCAAGCGUUGCACUAUGUCCCAGGAUUGAGUCUGGUUUGGAGCAACAGGUGGUUCUUCCACGUGACUCCUAUCUUCAGAGUUGUAUUUUGUCUCAGGGUUAUUUCAGUAAUAUCUCCGAAUAUCUGAGAAUUGGACCACCCUUAUAUUUUGUUGUUAAAGAUUACAACUACAGCUUGGAAUCAAGGCAUACAAACCAGUUAUGCUCCAUCAGCCAUUGUGAUUCAAACUCUCUUUUGAAUGAGGUAUCGAGGGCAUCUUUAGUUCCAGAAUCAAGCUACAUAGCCAAGCCUGCUGCUUCAUGGCUUGAUGACUUUCUUGUUUGGUUGUCACCUGAGGCCUUUGGUUGUUGUCGGAAGUUCAUGAAUGGUACUUAUUGCCCGCCAGAUGAUCAGCCACCUUGCUGCUCACCAGAUGAAUUUUCAUGUGGCUUUGGAGGAGUUUGCAAAGACUGUACAACGUGCUUUCUGCAUUCGGAUUUGGUUAAUGAUCGCCCAUCUACAGCACAAUUUAGGGAGAAGCUUCCAUGGUUCCUCAGUGCUCUGCCAUCUGCUGAUUGUGCAAAGGGCGGUCAUGGGGCUUAUACCAGCAGUGUGGAUCUAAAUGGUUAUGAGAAUGGUGUUAUAAGAGCUUCAGAGUUCCGUACAUAUCACACACCGGUUAACAAACAAGGGGACUAUGUCAAUGCUCUACGAGCUGCAAGAGAAUUCACUACAAGAGUUUCUGAUUCCUUGAAGAUUGAAAUCUUUCCAUAUUCCGUGUUCUACAUUUUCUUUGAGCAGUACCUAGACAUUUGGAGGAUAGCUUUGAUCAACAUUGCUAUAGCACUUGGUGCUAUAUUUAUUAAGCUGUCUACUGUUGAAGACACUGUUUUGUGCACCUUUAAUCCCUUGGAUUGUGUUUUGAUGCAGCUUUUGGUGUUCAGCAAUCAUUUUACUUGUUUUGGUGAUGAUUGUUGUGGAUUUAAUGGGCGUAAUGGCAAUUUUGGAUAUUCAACUAAAUGCAGUUUCCGUUGUCAACCUAAUAAUUAUUUUGCCUUGGACAAGGCAGUAGCUGUUGAAGGGGAUAGGGUGAGCCAUGGUGAUAGGGGCCAGAGGGCAAAAGAGGCUCUGAGCACCAUGGGAGCUUCCGUGUUCAGUGAUCAUCGAGGCCUCUCGAAUUGUGGAAGAACCUUGUUAUAUGAUCGUAAGAAUAAAUUGUUACCGCAGAACGAAGAGAUCAUAAACAAAUCUUCAAUACAGGACGCAAAUUUUCUAGGCUUUGUAUAG